GGCGGGGGAGGGCCGGGCAGCGCGGCCGUCGCACCGGCGGCGGAGCGACCCUUCGCCGGGAGGUGCGGAGAGUAAGCGGGGCUCGGGGGGGGAGGGGAAGAGAGGGGGCUUUUCGGUUCUGGCUCGAGGGAGUCCGGAGCCGGCCGGGGCCGGGAGAGGGGCGCGCGGUCCGACGGAGAACGGGGCGAGCGGCUCUCCGCGCUUCUCCGCCCGCCGCAGCGCCGCGUUCCGCGCAGGGCUCGGCGAUGCGGGAUGGGGCGGACGGCCCCGCACCUGCGCUGCUCCGCACGCGCCUCCGGUGCUGCCCCGCUCGGCGCUCCCGCAGCGUCCGCUCUUCGCCUCUUCCCAGCGGUGGGUGCGCUUUCGGAGGGCUUCGGUGCGAGCUCAGCCCGUGCUUCUCUUAGGACUUCUCUACCCCCACGCCGUUCGUUCUUGGUUUGUUUUUUAAUUUAAUUUAAUGUAAGCUUGGAAACAGGAUCUGAACGAACCCUGAAGGUAACGGAGAGGAACUCAAGAAUGUUAAAUUCGUAUCUGUGGCUUUUUUUUUUUUUUUUUGUCCCCUGGUAUGAGGGAAGGAUGGGGAUGUGGCUCAACCGUUGCUUUGGGAAGCGUGGGGUAAAGAGCACAUCUGCAGGCUGCGCUCUACCUGUGAGCCUCCCGGUCGGGGCUGCGCGGUCCCGGCAGCGCAGUUUGCACUCAGAGAACGUCAGUGCAAAACGCAGCCGCGUGCUGACCGUGCUUCAAUCUGCAAAACGGGGUGGGAUGAGAAGCAGCUGCAGCUUCCUGAUGCUUCGCUUGGUGGUGACCGGGCGGGCCCUCGUGGGGCCGUGCAGCCCCGUUUCAUUCUUCAAACAACCACUGAACAGCCCGUGGAGUUUCAGCAGACUGCAGCCAUGUGCUUGAGAUGAUGCUCGUGCCCGGGCUGCGCUGAGCCACAGGUAACUACCGCUGGGCGUGAGGGAGCACGGGGGCACCGUGGGCUGGUGCUGCUCCCCCGGGCCUCUGUUUGGAGAGGGCUGAGUUAUGUUUCACAGAUGACGGCUUCAAAUAGCAGCCGGUGCCUCCAUCUGUAAUCCGGCUGGAAUGCCUGUGGAGCUGGUGGGCAGUCUGUGCGAGGGCAGAUUCCUCACUGCUGUCACUAACGCUGCGGUUGUGCUGCCGAGAAACAAACGGGAGAGCGUGCUGCUGGGUUCCUUUCCUGCCUUCUCCUUCGCUCUGUCCCCGCUGGACUUUCAUUCUUCUUUCUUCCAUUCAGCAAGGUGCUCCCGUAGGGCAUCCGUUGGCCUCGAUCCGAGGCUGGUGCGGAACGGGGCCGGCCGUGCCUCAAAGCGCAGUGGUGUGGUUCAGUGGGAGCGUGCGUGGUGGUAGGGGGUGGUGGGUUUUGUAAGCGAGGUGUUAAGUGUGUGGGGACAUGGUGUGUUUGUUGCAAAGAAGGCAACUGAUUGUUAAUUACACCCCUGCUGGUGUGUACUGAGAGGCAGGAACUGAAGACAGGCACGAUACCAGCUUACCCCCUGAGGUCGCCCUUCACUGCCUGGCCUCCUGUUUGGCGUCCAUGCACGCCCUUCAGCCCCACUGAGGCACUCAUUAGCUGAACGUUUUGCUGGCCUUGGCCUCAGUGCCUUUACCCAAGCAGGUCGGUGGUGCUUGGGGCAGCAGGACUUGGUGGCUUCGCGUUAGGGAAUGAGCAGUCAGAACGAGCCAGGUGAAGUUCAUUUCCCCUCUGACCAAGUGCAAGAUUUCAUGUUAAGAUGGAGAAGCGAGGUGUCGAAAGCCCUGUGUUUUAGCCUCUGGGAAUGUCAGGCUGGGCUCAGCAGUUAGCUAGCAGUACAGCAGCAUCGACUCAGCCUUAGUAAAAAGGCUAAAUGCUGGUUUCCGUGUUGUCUUUGGAGCCCUUAGAGCUGCCCCUUAUUUUCGUCCUCUUCAGUGGAGAAAUGAAAAGGCCUGUGUGCACUUCACAGGAAAUGAAUGUCUGAUACACGCUCGCAGGCUGCUCAUUUCCAAGAACCGCUCUCAAGGUAUUUUGAUAAUGCACAUUCUCUCUGCCUUCUCCCUUCCUGCUCCCCUCGUGCUGCGUGCCGCUGUGCGUUCGCAGACGUGUGUGAGCCCGAGGGGACGGCGGGCUGUGCUGGCAGCGGGCUCACACGCAGGCCGUGGGGCUGCAGGAGCUCAGCGUUGGCCCUGCCCGAGAGGUCGCAGGCAAAGGCACACACGGCUGGCAGCGCUCAGCCGCCUCUGUCUGAGCACCCCCUGCAAAUGCUGAGGGAAAACGUUGACUUGGGUAACAGUCCUUGUGGCUCUGCAGCUCAGCAGUGGUGCGUGUCUGCUUCCUUACUUCCUCGGGAGCGAACCUGGGCUGAGGGAGGUCUGUGCCUUUGGCUGGGCUCCCUUUAGCUGCGUGUAAAGUCAGGGAGGUUUUUAAAGGUGAUGCUAAAUAGGAAUGUUAAAACAAGCCCUUUGCUGCUGGAUUCCUCUGCUGGAGCGUGGAGGGGUGGGCGCCUCACAGGGACGGAGCAGAGAAGCUUGAGAAAGAGGAGAAAUGAGUGCUCUCAGAUCAGCUCUCUCACUUUCCCCAGCAGCAUUUUAAUGUGUGUGUGAUUGGAGUUUUUCCCUUUUAUGAGUUUUAAAAUUACUUACUUUUCAAUCUCGGUUACCUUUGAACUUCCUCUCUUCUCGUUUUAUGAAAGAGCAUAAAAAGAGCAGCCUGAUUGUAGGGGUGCUCCUGCUGCACCCCCCCCCACAUCUCUCUGCUCCAUCUGAAAGCUUGCAGGUGGCUUCCCACCACCCAUCCUCAGGCCCGUCCCCGUUGUCUCAGCUCUGCCUGUUUGUAUUUCAGGUGUGCCAGGUGGUGGCAUUGCCGUCCCCGUCCCACCCUGAGCGCGGUCUGCUGCACCCCACUGACUUCCCGCUGUUUCAGUUUUCCCCGUCUCUUCUGAUCACUCCCCGCAGCCCUGCAGGAUGGAUGCAAAGGGAAGGCUUUGCAAAAACUCAGUAUUGCUGCAUCAAGGCUCCUGACUUGGGACCACUUCCAGGCCUGACAUCUAGCAGCUCUUCCCUAUGGAUGGUAAAUUUCAAGAGACUGAAGGCCACUCUGAAAAGCCCCUGACCACCCAGCAGAGGGAAAUCACAAAAUAACGAGAUCUGCUAAAUACAAGCCAGCCUAAAGGAUGUGCUGAGAAGCCCCUAGAUGUGAAACGUAUGAACCCAAUGGAUGCAGCACUGUAACCUGGUCCCUUGCACUGGCUGGAGGCGACGGAGAAAGCAUGGUAAAUGCAGCGUCUCCCCGGGAUCCAUGGGCUCUUUGAGAGAUGAUCAGAGGGAGGCCAGAUGAUCUGCAAAACACACGCACCACUGUUGCUUGUCUGCAAAGGCAGCAUCGGAGCGUCCUCCCCAGCCCCGCGCCGCCCGGCUUGCCCGAUCGCUUCCGGAUGUUUCGCAGCUGCGAGUGGGAGGUCCUGGAGCGAUCCCUCAACAUCCUCCAGGCCAGUGACUUCUACUGGGGCCCGCUGUCCGUCGGGGAGGCCCACGCCAAGCUGCAGCGGGAGCCCGUUGGCACCUACCUGGUGCGGGACAGCUCGCAGGGGAACUGCUUGUUCAGCCUGAGCGUGCGGAUGCCGACUGGGCCCGUCAGCCUCCGCAUCUCUUUCCAGGAGGGCUAUUUCCGUCUGAAGAACUGGUUUUCGGACUGCGUGGUCCGGCUGCUGGAGCUGGUGGUGGCGGGGACCCGCAACAACCCCUUGCACUUUGAUGAGAUGGGGGGAACUCCUCUGGUCUUCUCCGAGCCCUUGUGCCGGAGCCGCCGGACUGUGCCCACGCUGCGAGAACUGUGCCAGCGGCACCUGCCCGCUCCCACCGCUGCCAUGCGGACAUGCCCACAGGAGGCGGCGGUGUCACCCCUGGAGGGGAGCGUGGUCCCCAAUCCCUCUGCAGCCGGCACUAGGAGAUGAUGCCGGGUGUGUGGAGGUGAAGGGAUGCACACGGCCAUGCUGGAGAGGCUGGGCUGGCUGCUCGGAGGGGCAGGGUGCCUGCGCCCACUGGCUGCAAAAGCUGUGUCUUCAAACAUGCACAACGUGCCUGACCUUCCCCCAUAUGGCUGGGGUGAAGCCAGGCCUGAAGAGCAGAUCUUCCCAUCCUCAAGUCCUGCUCUUGGCUCCAGUCAUGACUAAUAAGCUUGAGAACAGGGCAAGCUGCCUGUCCUGCCAGGUCAGCCCCACUACCCAAAGUGCCUAAGCUAGUUUAUGCUGCCAGUGUGCCUUCGUGAAGCCAUAUGGCCCCGCAGCGCUGCAUCCCAGGUAUCGGUGGGCACGGGCCACAAGCUAACUGGAGGCCACAUGUUAACAGGAGACCACGUGGCUGUGCCUGAGCACAAGUACAAGACCUGCCCCUUCAGAGAUCAGCACUUUUGGGGAAAAAACGUUGCAGCCAUGUACAAAUACGUGCAGCUUGAGUGGCUUCUGCAUUGCUUUAUUUGAACAGGUUUUUGGGAGUGCAGAUGAGUUACUUUAUACUACGGGCAUCGUGCUCCUGGGAGGCAGGUCUGAGGUCGGUUCUGCCCUGCAGGGUGUGAGCAGACCCAGUCCAGAGCCUCUUGUCCUCCUCAUCUGAUAGUAUGCUGCUGCCACCUAUGGGCUACAAAAAGGUAUUUUGUUUUGCCUCGAGAGGAGGCAAAGGAUUUUUUAUACAACUCCUAAAUUUUAAUAAACAUGUUUUUGUACUUAUUUUUAA
Gallus gallus (chicken) is the source of this 4725-nucleotide messenger RNA. It is a transcript of the gene SOCS1L, whose product is annotated as suppressor of cytokine signalling 1-like protein. NCBI's taxonomy places the organism in Eukaryota, Metazoa, Chordata, Aves, Galliformes, Phasianidae. Gene Ontology annotation, molecular function: 1-phosphatidylinositol-3-kinase regulator activity. The record is from RefSeq and is a predicted model, not a curated record. The transcript is spliced from 4 exons. Gene Ontology annotation, biological process: phosphatidylinositol phosphate biosynthetic process. The coding region runs from base 3309 to 3947 and encodes 212 amino acids. Gene Ontology annotation, cellular component: phosphatidylinositol 3-kinase complex.